UGGUUGCUGUGGUACAACAACGUGUAUGAGGAAUCGGCGAACCCCUAGAAAUGCAGAUUUCAAACGUGAACGAUGUGAAGAUUUAUAACCUAAGUUAUGGAAAGUCCCUUCCUGAGUGGUUGUCAGAUCGAAAGAAAAGACAGCUUCAGAAAAAAGAUGUCGACAUCCAGCGGCGGAUCGAACUCAUUCAGGACUUUGAGAUGCCCACAGUGUGCACCUCUAUCAAAGUGUCCCGAGACGGUCAGUUCAUCCUGGCAGCAGGAACAUACAAACCCAGAAUUCGCUGCUAUGACACAUAUCAGCUGUCCCUUAAAUUUGAGCGAUGUUUGGAUUCAGAUGGUAGGUUUCUCUCGUCUAUCUUUUCAAGCCCCUUCUGGAACAUUCGGUUUUACUGUUUUCCUUUUUCUUCUUCUUUUUCACACAGUUGUGGCUUUUGACAUCCUGUCAGAUGAUUACUCAAAGCUGGUUCUUUUGCAGUGCGAUCGCCAUGUGGAGUUCCACGCCCAACAUGGCCACUACUACAAGACUCGGAUUCCAAAGUUCGGACGGGACUUUUCCUACCACUAUCCCUCCUGCGACCUCUACUUUGUGGGGAUGAGUUCCGAGGUGUACAGACUGAACCUGGAGCAGGGGCGCUUCCUCAACUCCCUUCAGACAGACGGCGUGGAGAACAAUGUUUGUGACAUCAACCCUGUUCAUCAUUUAUUCGCAACAGGAACCUCUGAGGGAAGGGUCGAAUGUUGGGACCCUCGCAUCCGGAACCGAGUGGGCGUUCUGGACUGCGCCCUGAGCAGCCUGACUGAAGGAACAGAAGUUCAGGGUUUACCGUCCAUCAGUGCACUGAAGUUUAAUGGUUCCCUCACCAUGGCAGUCGGCACCAGCACUGGACAGGUGCUGCUGUAUGAUCUGCGUUCCAGCCAACCGCUGCUGGUCAAAGAUCACUUCUACAAUUUGCCAAUCAAAUCUUUGAACUUCCACGACCAGCUGGACCUCAUCGUGUCGGCUGAUUCAAAGAUCAUAAAAAUCUGGAACAAAGACUCGGGGAAGCUGUUCUCCUCCAUACAGCCUCAGAGCGACCUCAAUGACGUUUCCAUGUACCCCAAUUCAGGAAUGCUCUUCACGGCCAAUGAAGACCCCAAAAUGAACACGUUCUACAUCCCGGCUUUGGGCCCGGCUCCUCGCUGGUGCUCGUUCCUGGACAGUCUGACGGAGGAGCUGGAGGAGAGCCCUGAGAGCACGGUCUACGACGACUACAAGUUCGUCACCCGCAAGGACCUGGAGAAUCUGGGUUUGUCUCACCUGAUUGGGUCGUCUCUCCUGAGAGCCUACAUGCAUGGCUUUUUCAUGGACAUAAGGCUGUAUCACAAGGUGAAAACCAUGGCAAAUCCUUUUGCGUACGAGGAAUACCGCAAGGAUAAGAUCCGGCAGAAGAUCGAGGAGUCCAGAACGCAGAGAGUCCAGGUUCAGAAACUGCCGAAGGUGAACAAAGAGCUGGCUCUCAAGCUGAUGGAGGAGGGAGAUGAAGAGGCAGAGCUGGCAUCCAGGAAGAAGAAGGGCAAGGCUCUCCCUAGCAUCCUGGGAGACGAUCGCUUCAAGGUGAUGUUCGAGAACCCAGACUACCAGGUGGAUGAGCAGAGCGAAGAGUUCCGGCUGCUCAACCCCAUCGUCUCCAAGGUGGGACAGAAGAGGAAGAAGAAGCUGCGACUGCUGGCUCAGCAGCAGGCCGACGUCCAGCAGGUGGCAGACGAAGAAGAGGAGCCAGAAGGGCGAGCCAGCUCUGAGGAAGAGAGCUCUGACGACGACAAGAGCUGGGUGGAGGAGGUGAGGGAGCAGCGGCGGCUACUGCGGCAGGAAGACAGAGACCGACGGCGGCAGGAGAGGAGGGAUGCUGACCGCAACACCGUCCUGCUGGAGCGGAAACAGGGCACAGGAGACGAGACCGAGAGCAAGAAGACGAGUCAGCCGCAGUUUUAUCAGCUCAAAGCCGGAGAGGAGUUCAGGAGUUUUGGCGACGUGGCCCACAAGCAGAAACUGCAAAAGGCUUCUCUGGAGGAGAGGCUAAAGUUGGAGGAAAGCUCAGGAAUCAGCAGCACAGCGGACAAGGCUGUGGGCAGCAAACAGCUGACCUUCACUCUCAAAAAGUCGGAGCAGCAGAGGAAGCAGCAGCAGGCGGAGAGAGAACACCACGAGGAGAGGAAGAAGCUAAGACGUUCUGCCGGGCACCUGAGCAGCGCUCGUGGCAGAGGACGGGGGAGAGGAAGAGGAAGAGGAAGAGGCCGCUUCUGAAGAAAGACAGCUCAAUUUUCAAACUGAGAUCAAAUGUGUCUGACUGUUUUUUCCACCAAGUCUCCUCCUGCCUGUGGUUGGAGAGAUUAAAUAAGACCAGAAAAUAAGUAUCAAUUCGAUUUAGUGGGAAGUUUGUUCAACUCCUGGGUGGUCUGAGCCUACUGUCUGUGAACUCCAUGGAUAUUAAAACAGACUGCCUCUGUUGCUGUCUGUACUAAUGUUAAAACAAGAUGAUAUGUCAGAGUCCAGUCUGUGAAUAGAUGGCCAACUGGCUGAGAUUUCACGGGAAACUACUCAGAAAGCUGGUUUCAAACAUGGCCAGGAACAAAUGUACUAUUUUAACAAUGUUUUGAUAUUUUCUAUUGCUGGCACAUCAUUUUGUUAAUGUAUAAAUUAAAA
Messenger RNA from Poeciliopsis prolifica (blackstripe livebearer), 2685 nucleotides. It is a transcript of the gene nol10, whose product is annotated as nucleolar protein 10. The record is from RefSeq and is a predicted model, not a curated record. Gene Ontology annotation, molecular function: protein binding. The coding region runs from base 97 to 2286 and encodes 729 amino acids. The transcript has 20 exons. Gene Ontology annotation, biological process: maturation of SSU-rRNA from tricistronic rRNA transcript (SSU-rRNA, 5.8S rRNA, LSU-rRNA). Gene Ontology annotation, cellular component: small-subunit processome; 90S preribosome; nucleus. NCBI's taxonomy places the organism in Eukaryota, Metazoa, Chordata, Actinopteri, Cyprinodontiformes, Poeciliidae.